Molecule: messenger RNA, 1420 nt
Organism: Solanum dulcamara
Lineage: Eukaryota; Viridiplantae; Streptophyta; Magnoliopsida; Solanales; Solanaceae
Product: 2-alkenal reductase (NADP(+)-dependent)
Exons: 2
Coding region: 230-1261 (343 amino acids)
Molecular function (GO): 2-alkenal reductase [NAD(P)H] activity
Source: RefSeq, a predicted model, not a curated record
AGGUUAGUUACCUGCUAUAGCAGGUCAAUGUUAGUGUAAUUUUUUUUUAUAUGGGUCAUAAAAUUUAAACUCUUACUCGAUUCCCACAUUGCAAUUUACAAGUAUAACCCGACCUCCAUUUCGCUGAAACCCAUCGGAGAUAACGAGAGGAUCAUACAAAAUCAAUCACAGGACAAUUAUAACUUAUAUCACAACCCUUCAUUCACAUUGAACACAGAAGAAGUGAAAAAUGUCAGAAGAAGUGAGCAACAAACAGGUCAUUCUGAAACACUAUGUCACUGGUUACGUUAAGGAAUCUGACAUGGAAUUCAAGAAUACCACCAUUAAAUUGAAUGUUUCAGAAGGUUCUAAUGCAGUUGUUUUGAAGAAUCUUUACUUGUCCUGUGACCCUUACAUGCGUUGCCGCAUGAAGAAAAUUGAGGGUAGCUAUGUUGAGUCCUUCACUCCUGGCUCUCCUAUCACGGGAUAUGGAGUGGCUAAAGUUUUGGAGUCUGGUGAUUUGAACUUCCAGAAAGGUGACUUAGUUUUGGGAAGGACUGAAUGGGAGGAGUAUAGUAUUGUAACAGCAACUCCGACUCUGUUUAAAAUUCAUGACAAGGAUGUGCCUCUUUCCUUCUAUACAGGAAUCCUUGGGCUGUCUGGGCUGACAGCUUAUGCUGGUUUUUACAAGGUUUGCUCCCCUAAGAAGGGAGAAACUGUCUUUGUUUCAGCCGCUUCUGGAGCAGUCGGUCAGCUUGUUGGCCAAUUUGCAAAGAUGUUGGGUUGCUAUGUUGUUGGUAGUGCUGGAAGUAAAGAAAAGGUUGAUCGGUUGAAGAGCACGUUUGGUUAUGAUGAAGCUUUUAACUACAAAGAGGAGCAGGAUUUAGAUGCAGCUUUGAAGAGGUACUUCCCUGAUGGAAUUGACAUCUACUUUGAGAAUGUUGGAGGCAAGAUGCUUGAUGCAGUUCUUCUGAAUAUGAAACUCCACGGUCGUAUUGCUGUGUGUGGGAUGAUCUCGCAAUACAACCUUGAGCAGACUGAAGGAGUGUGCAACUUGUUCUGUCUCAUCUCAAAACGAAUCCGCAUGGAAGGAUUUCUUGUUUUUGAUUACUAUCAUCUUUACCCUAAAUAUUUGGAAAUGAUCAUUCCACAGAUCAAAGCUGGUAACGUCGUGUACGUGGAAGACGUAGCUGAAGGCCUCGAAAGUGCUCCCAGUGCUCUAGUUGGUCUCUUCUCUGGUCGCAAUAUUGGAAAGCAAGUUGUGAUGGUUUCGCGUGAAUGAAUGUUAGUAUUCAUUAUUUAGAUGCUGCUUCAUGUGCCAGUUCUUGUAAAAUAAACUCUGUUAUGUUAGUACUAAUUGUUUAGAUGGUGGUUGAUGUGCCAGUUCUUGUAAAAUAAACUCUGUUGCAGAUUUAGUAGAGAUAUUUGUGUUUUAUGAUUA